Molecule: messenger RNA, 2745 nt
Organism: Triticum dicoccoides
Lineage: Eukaryota; Viridiplantae; Streptophyta; Magnoliopsida; Poales; Poaceae
Exons: 5
Coding region: 11-2359 (782 amino acids)
Source: RefSeq, a predicted model, not a curated record
UGCUGUGAGCAUGUCCAAGGAUCCAAAAUCAUCAUUUACCGGAGGUACAGAGCUUAAGGAACUUGGCAAACAUGAUUCAGAUAUGCAGCUUUCCAGGACGCAGACUGUUCAUGUUCAUCUGCCUACUCCGAGCUUGUCCAAGGACUCCGAGUCAUCAUUUGUUGGAGGAACAGAGCUUAAGGAAGUCAACAAACAUGAUUCAGAUAUGCAGCCUCCUAGGACGCAGGCUAGUCAUGUUCCGCUGCCUGCUGUGAGCUUGUCUGAGGACCCGAACUCAUCCUUUAUUGGAGGUACAGAGCUUAAGGAAGUCGGCAAACAUGAUUCAGAUAUUCAGCUUCCCAUCACACAGACUGUUUGUGUUCAGCUGCCUGCUAUGAGCUUAUCCGAGGAUCCGAAAUCAUCAUUUAUCAAAGGAACAGAGCUUAAGGAAGUUGACAAACAUGAUUCAGAUAUACCGCUUCCCGUGGCACAGGCUAGGCAUGUUCCACUGCCUACCAUGAGCUUACCUGAGGACACGAAAUCGUCAUUUAUUGGAGGAACAGAGCUUAAGGAAGUUGACAAACAUGAUUCAGAUAUGCAGCCUCCCAUAACACCGGCUAGUCAUGUUCCACUGCCUGCUGUGAGCUUGUCCGAGGACCCAAAAUCAUCAUUUACUGGAGGUACAGAGCUUAAGGAAGUUGCCAAACAUGAUUCAGAUAUGCAGCUUCCCAUGACGCAGACUGUUCGUCUUCGGCUGCAUGCUCCGAGCAUGUCCAAGGACUCUGAGUUGUCAUUUGUUGGAGGAACAGAGCUUAAGGAAGUCGACAAACAUGAUUCAGAUAUGCAGCCUCCCAUCACGCAGGCUAGUCUUGUUCCGCUGCCUGCUGUGAGCUUGUCCGAGGACCCGAACUCAUCCUUUAUUGGAGGUACAGAGCUUAAGCAAGUCGACAAACAUGAUUCAGAUAUGCAGCCUCCCAUGACGCAGACUAGUCUUGUUCCGCUGCCUGCUGUGAGCUUGUCCGAGGACCCUAACUCAUCCUUUAUUGGAGGUACAGAGCUUAAGGAAGUUGGCAAACAUGAUUCAGAUAUUCAGCCUCCCAUGACACAGACUGUUCGUGUUCAGCUGCCUGCGAUGAGCUUAUCCGAGGAUCCAAAAUCAUCAUUUAUCAAAGGAACAGAGCUUAAGGAAGUUGACAAACAUGAUUUGGGUAUACCGCUUCCCAUGGCACAGGCUGGUCUUGUUCCGCUGCCUACCGUGAGCUUACCCGAGGACACGAAAUCCUCAUUUAUUGGAGGAACAGAGCUUAAGGAAGUUGACAAACAUGAUUCAGAUAUGCAACCUCCCAUAACACCGGCUAUUCAUGUUCUGCUGCCUGCUGUGAGCUUGUCCGAGGACCCGAAAUCAUCAUUUACUGGAGGUACAGAGCUUAAGGAAGUUGGCAAACAUGAUUCAGAUAUGCAGCUUCCCAUGACGCACACUGUUCGUGUUCAGCUGCCUGCUCCGAGCUUGUCGAAGGACCCCGACUCGGCAUUUGUUGGAAGAACAGAGCUUAAGAAGGUUGGCCACAUUGGAUAUCCUCAGCAAAGUAUCCUGCUCUCAGCAAGCAAACCUUCACACCCAAUCGGUUUGCCAGUUAUCAAGUUUGAUGACGAGGUGGGUUCACGGUCAAAGAAGCGGAAAAGGUCAACAGAAGAUGUUUUAGCAUCGCAUGCACAAGCCAUGUUCGAGGGUGGGAGACUGCAAUGUAGAAGGACACCUGAGUUGGCUUGGGCUGAGGCCACAUUGACUGAGAAGGUUGACGGUGAAAAAGCAACAUCGGAAAAUAGCACCUUCGUUUCUCGAGCUCAGAGAAGACUUACUUUAACGACCAGCUUGAUUCAGUGUCUCCUUCCUGCUCUGUCAGCGAGACUUCUUGCAGCAAAAGUUGCUGAUUGCGGUGAAGCCAUUGUGUACCACAUUUGUAAACUGGUGCUCAGUGAUAUGUCUGACCCAGUUCAAUCUUUUGUCAGCGACACCAACAACUUCAUGCAAAGUGAAAACAUGCCACCGAACGAGACAAGCACCUCCGGAAAGGAGGACCGUAAACUCUUAUCUGAAGUUCUGGAAACCUUCGAUGUGAGGCUUGGCGGGCUACAAAGCUCCUUGUCAAGAAUCGAGAAUAUGCCCAGCUUCCAAGACUACGCGGCAGCGCUACACCAAAUCGAGCAGUGGUCCAUGACUCAUCAGUUCAUAAAGCUGAACGAAUACAAGAGAUUGCAUGCCGGCUACGGCUCGGGUCCUAAAAGGCCUCUUUGCGUCGGAGCCAUCCGGAAGCAUGCCGGAGGAUCUUCCGCGCCGGUCUCAGAGCUGAAAAGGAUUCGGUGUCGCUCACUCAAGUAGCCGCUCGCUCGCGCACCAACUCGCCCCUAAGGAAAAAAGUGGAGUUGCUCGGUGACUUGAGGAGUAAUGUGGUCAUACUGAUGAUGUAGCGAGGAGUUAGGAGGGUAUUAUGUAGGAGUUAACUUCGUGUGAAGUAGUGUAUUUUGGGGUGGGGUGCAGGGACGGGACGUGUUGUGUCCAUGUCAUUUGGCAAACAGGGCAGGAAUGUGCUUCUGAACUGAGACGGUGUCCGGGCCCCCGUGCACCGCCUUGUCCGGCGGUGCCAAAUGACGCGCCGAUGGCUGUCGUCGCCGGAGAAAACGGCCCGGCUGUGGCGGGGUUUCCCUGAGUUGAGCUAGUGUGACUGUGUGAGUGUUGGUGUUGAUAGAGGAAGAGACCUUCCCAGC